Messenger RNA from Cololabis saira (Pacific saury), 15252 nucleotides. RefSeq names its product ryanodine receptor 2b (cardiac) (gene ryr2b). Gene Ontology annotation, molecular function: calcium ion binding; protein binding; ryanodine-sensitive calcium-release channel activity. Gene Ontology annotation, biological process: calcium ion transmembrane transport; intracellular calcium ion homeostasis. NCBI's taxonomy places the organism in Eukaryota, Metazoa, Chordata, Actinopteri, Beloniformes, Belonidae. The coding region runs from base 18 to 14861 and encodes 4947 amino acids. The record is from RefSeq and is a predicted model, not a curated record. Gene Ontology annotation, cellular component: smooth endoplasmic reticulum; calcium channel complex; sarcoplasmic reticulum membrane. The transcript is spliced from 104 exons.
UUCUGGCUGUAGAAAUAAUGAGUGACAGUGGAGAGGGGGACGAGGAAUUCCAGUUCUUAAGAACGGGAGAUGAGGUAGUGUUGCAGAGUACCUUCACCUGCCAAGAGGAACAUCUGAAGGUCUGUCUGGCUGCUGAAGGAUUUGGAAGCAGACUCUGCAGGCUUGAGCCCACUUCGAACUGCAAGAAUGUUCCACCAGAUUUGUCUGUAUGUGGCUUUGUUCUGGCGCAGUGUCUCUCCGUCCGAGCCCUGCAGGAAAUGCUGGCCCAGAGUGUGCAACCUGCUACAGAGGUGGGAGCUGGAGGAAGCCAUCGCACUCUGCUCUAUGGCCAGGCAGUGCUGUUCCUGCACUCCUACAGCAGCAUGUAUCUCAGCUGCUUGUCCUCAUCUCAGUCUUCAACUGACAAGUUGGCUUUUGAUGUUGGUCUGCGGGAGGAUCAUACAGGGGAGGCGUGUUGGUGGACUGUCCAUCCAGCAUCAAGACAGAGGUCAGAGGGCGAAAAGGUGCGAGUUGGAGAUGACCUUAUUCUCAUCAGUGUCUCUGCAGAGCGAUAUUUGCACCUGUCUUAUGGACCUGUAUCAGACAAUAAGAGUCUGAGCGACAGUCUAAUCGUCAGUGCAGCCUUUCAGCAGACUCUGUGGAGUGUUGCUCCCAUCUGCUCCGGGGGAGCAGUUGCUCAAGGAUACCUGAAGGGGGGUGAAACUUUUCGGCUGCUCCACAGCCAUAGUGAUGCAUGUCUGACUGUUCCAUCUAGAGACCAGGAAGAGGAAGUUCAAAGGAUAAUGCAUUAUGAAAUUGGAUCAGUCUCCAGCCAUGCCCGCUCUCUCUGGAGGCUGGAAAUCCUGCGUGUUGUCUGGAGUGGCAGACAUACAUGCUGGGGUCAGCCGUUUAGAUUGUGCCAUGUGACUACCGGGAGGUACCUGGGUCUCACAGAAGAGAGAGGCUUACAUCUGGUUGAUCGGGAGAAAGCUGAUGUCGACACAAGCUCCUUCUGUUUCAGAUCAUCAAAGGAAAAGCUUGAUUCUGUCACCAAGAGCAAUGCUGAUGGCAUGGGAAACCCAGAGAUUAAGUACGGAGACUCUGUUUGCUAUGUUCAACAUGUGUAUUCUGGGCUCUGGGUGACCUACCAAGCUGCUGAUACCAAGAGUCACAUGGGAGGUGCUCAGAGAACGGCUAUUUUGCACAGUGAGGGUCAUAUGGACGAUGGACUAACGCUAUCUCGUUCCCAAACGGAAGAAUCUCACACUGCUAGAUUGAUUCGGAGCGCUAUUCUCCUGUUCACUCGCUUUAUAAGGAAACUGGGAGGUGUCAGCCAAGAAGGAAAUCUUUCCUCCAUCACACUGCCGAUGAAGAUAAUAACAUGCAGUCUCCAGGAUCUCAUCAACUAUUUCCAGCCUCCACUGGAGGGACUAAGCCAUGAAGCCAAACAGAAAAACAUAACAAGGCUAAAGAAAUGGCAGAAGAUGUUUCAAGAAGAGGGUGUGAUAGAUUUGGUCCUAGAUUGUAUAGACCAUCUACACCAAAACAGUGAUGCCUCCCAUUUUGCUGACACUGCUCAGAGUGAUUCAGAUGAAAAGUGGGAGUUCAUUCUCAGCUCUUUUUACGAGUUACUAGCUGCUCUCAUCCGGGGAAACCAAGCGAACUGUGCACGAUUCUCAGGUUCUGUAGACUGGCUGAUUAGCAAGCUAGACCGGCUGGAGGCCUCAUCUGGUGUCUUGGAGGUUCUACACUGUGUCCUAUUGGAGAGUCCUGAGGCACUAAAUGUCAUCAAAGAAGGACAUAUUAAGUCCAUCCUCUCAUUUUUAGACAAGCAUGGACGCAACAACAAGGUGCUGGAGGUGCUGUGCUCUUUGUGUGUCUGCCGUGGCGUGGCAGUGUGCUCCAAUCAGAACAUCAUCUGUGACAGCCUGCUGCCAGACAGAGAUUUGCUACUCCAAACACGUCUGGUAAAUCAUGUCAGCAGCAUGAGACCAAACAUUUUCCUGGAUAUGGGAGAGGCUUCAGCCCAGCAUCGGAGGUGGUAUUAUGAGUUGGUUGUGGAGCGUAUUGACCCCUUUCUUACAUCAGAACCAACACACUUGCGUGUUGGCUGGGCCUGUACUACAGGCUAUCAGCCCAGGCCAACAGGAGGAGAGGGCUGGGGUGGAAACGGUGUCGGGGAUGAUCUCUGCUCGUAUGGUUUUGAUGGACUGCAUCUCUGGUCGGGCUGUGUAGGACGCAAAGUCAGCUCUCCAUUCCCACACCUGCUGAAGGAUAAUGAUGUCGUUAGUUGCUGUCUUGACCUCACUAUUCCCUGCAUAUCUUUCCGGGUCAAUGGUCUGCCGGUGCAGGGCAUGUUGGAGAACUUCAGCGUUAAUGGACUUCUUUUUCCUGUGAUCAGCUUUUCUGCUGGAGUCAGGGUUCAUUUUCUGUUGGGUGGACGACAUGGAGAAUUUCGCUUCCUUCCCCCACCCGGUUAUGCUUCAUGCUCUGAGGCUCUGCUUCCCAAAGUCAAGCUGAAGGUUGAGCCAUGUCAGAAAUACGCCUUAGAUCGUGGAGAAGGAAAAAAGAAGCUUUUUGGCCCCUUAGUGCCAGUCACUCCAGUUACCUUUACUCCGACACCAAUUGACAUCAGUAAGUUUGUAUUACCACCACAACUUGAAGACAUACGAGAAAAAAUGGCAGAGAAUAUUCAUGAACUCUGGGUAAAAGACAAGAUUGAUCUCGGAUGGACACAUGGACCAAUCAGAGAUGAAGGUAAAAGGCAUGAUCCCUGUUUGGUGGAUUUCCAAAAGCUGCCAGAUCAGGAGAGAAACCACAACCUUCAGGUCGCUCAGGACACCCUCAGGACUCUACUUGCCCUCGGGUUCCACAUAAUUUUGACGGAUGACCUCGCUGAGGAUCGGGUCGAAUACACAAGACUUCAUUCUAAGUACGAGCUGUUAAAUGGGUACAGGCCUGCUCCAAUAGACCUGAGCCAGGUUAUUCUCAGCUCAUCCGAUGAAGACGUGGUUGACUUACUGGCGGAAAAUGAACACAAUGUAUGGGCCAGAGAUCGUAUCAGACAGGGCUGGACCCACGGAGUCCAACAGGAUUUAAAAGCAAAGCGGAGUCCACACCUUGUGCCUUACAGCCUUCUCGAUGAGAAGACAAGGUUAAUGGGCAGGGAGAGAGUCAGAGAGGCGGUCGGUACCCUGCUGGCAUUCGGCUACAGCCUUGAGCCCCUCAGCCAGGAACGGACCACAUUAUCAAAGCCAUCCCUCUUCUCUUCGGAGAAGUACAGAGUGUUCAGGCCAGAUAAAUCAUACGCUGUGACCGGAGGGAAGUGGUAUUUUGAAUUUGAAGUACUGACUGAGGGGUGUAUGAGAGUGGGCUGGGCCCGACCAGGCUGUACUCCAGAUAAAGAGCUCGGCUCAGAUGACCAGGCAUAUGUGUUUGAUGGAUCUGAGGGUCAGUGGUACCAUCAGGGUGGUGAGCCCCUGGGACGGCCAUGGCUCAGAGGCGAUGUGGUGGGCUGCUUGGUGGACAUGGUCGAAAGCACCAUGAUGGUCACGCUCAAUGGAGAGCUGCUGUUUAAUGACAGAGGAGCAGAGCUAGCUGCCAAGGACUUUGAUAUCAGAGAUGGCCUCUUGCCUGUUGUGAGUGUUGGGCUGAACCAGGUAGCAAGGCUGAACCUGGGCCAACAAGUAAAUUCCCUGCAGUAUUUUUCUGUAUGUGGCCUGCAAGAGGGUUAUAAACCUUUUGCGUCCAAUAUGGCGAGCUACCCUGCUCUGUGGAUGAGUUGGAAACAGCCACAGUUUACCUCCAUAUCGCCCAAUGAUCACAGCUACCAGGUUACACGGGUCAGUGGCUCAGUAGAUUCCUUAUCCAGCCUGAGAGUCUCUCAGCGGCUGUCGGCAAGCCACGGCACUGGGAGUGAGAUGGCUUUCUUUCGGCUCAGCAUGCCCGUUGAAUGUGCUGCCGUCCUCAGGAGCCCUGCAGAGGGCACGCUUCCAGGGCCUUCCAACUCUCUAACUCCAAGUUCAGGGAAAAAAGAGCAGGAGGACAUUGACUCUGACUUUGAAGUUCUGAUGAAGUCAGCACACAGUUUUGCUGGCUCAAGAGAUGAACUCAAUCAUAAGGAUCAUAGCCAUGACAAAACAUCCAAAUUGAAACAACGAUUCAUGCUGAAGAAGACUAAACCGGGCUUGGUCAGCAGCAAUUCAUCCGCACGGCUUCUUGAAGAUGUUGUAGUUGACAAAGAUAACUAUGAUCAGCUUAUCCUAUCCUCCAGAUAUUAUUACUCAGUAAGGGUUCUUCCAGGCCAAGAGCCGUUCAACGUCUGGGUCGGCUGGGUGACCUCUGACUUUCGCCAGCAUGAUGUGACAUUUGACACAGACAAUGUCCACACUGUGACUGUCACGCUUGGAGAUGAGAGUGGCAAAGUUCAAGAAAGCGUGAAGCGAUGCAACUGUUACAUGGUUUGUGCCGGGGAGGCAACAGGCUUGUCUCAGAGUCGAAGAAGUGCAGGGUUGGAAAUUGGCUGUUUGAUUGACACGGCUACAGGAUUGCUCACCUUUACCUCAAACGGCGUGGAGAUGUCUACUCUCUAUCAAGUGGAGGCAUGCACAAAGCUGUUUCCUGCUGUUUUUGUCGAACCCACUUCUAGCCACAUGUUUCAGUUUGAACUUGGGCGCAUAAAGAAUGUGAUGCCACUGUCAUCAGGUUUGCUUCGUAGUCAAAGAGGAAAUCCUACGCCUCAGUGCCCUCCGCGGAUUCAGGUCCAAAAUCUGAUCCCAAAUUCAUGGACAAGAGUCCCAGACAGUGUUUUAAAUGUGUUGGUAGACCAUCCAGAUGAGCGCAAUGGCUGGAGAAUCCAGUGCUGUGAGCCUCAACAAGUCAUGACCCUUCAGAUCCCUGAUGAAAGCAGGUGUAUUGACAUUUUGGAACUGGCUGAACUUGAUGACCUCUUCACGUUUCACCACAAUACCCUCCUCCUCUACUGCUCCUUAUGUGCACUUUCCAACACCAGAGUUUGCCACGCGCUUUGCAGUUAUGUGGACCAGUCGCAGGUCCUUUAUGCUAUUCAGAGUCCUCGCCUUUGCGGCCCGCUUCGCACUGCAUAUUAUCAGCUGCUUAUUCAGGUCUACUUGAGUAGCCACAUGACAGCAUGCCUCAAGAUGAACCAUGAAUACAUCGUUCCAAUGACUGAUCAAGCCAGAGAAGUCUCCCUUUAUCUCAGACCUCUUGAUAGUGCUCUUGAUGGAGGGAAUGGCCAAAUACUAGGGGGGAUUCCCAGCACAGGUUCUAGCACAUCCCUUAAACCUCAGAUGCAUUUUUCAUCUCCUUGUUUUAUCAGAGAUGAUGGGAUGGAAGGAGAAGUUGCAGCUGAAAACACAGAUAGUCCAGAAAUCCCUCUGGACGUAUUGAAGAAUCUGACACUGGAUAUGCUGACUGCUGGAGCUUUAGCUGUGGGCCAGUCCGUCAGGGAUCCUGCGGGAGGCAAGGUUGAACUUCUCCUCGUUCCUCUAUUAAAGCUGUUGUACAGCCUCCUGGUUAUGGGGCUGUUUGGAGAUGAAGACCUAGGAAAGGUUGUUAGACUGAUGGACCCAGGUAUGUUCUCAUUGAAGGCCAAUAGCCUCAAGGAAGACGAGGAGGAUGAGGAUGCUAGAAAUGGUGAACAAGAGGCAAAUGGGAGCGACAAAAAAGAUGAAACCAUUAAACAAGGACUUCUUCAAAUGAAGCUUCCAGAAGCUGUCAAGCUUGAGCUGUGCCAUCUGCUGUCCUACUUGAGUGAUUGCCAGGUGCGCCACAGGGUAGAAGCUGUGAUUGCAUUCUCUGACAACUUUGUGCAUCAGCUGCAGGAGAACCAGCGUUUACGUUACGCUGAGGUUAUGCAGGCUCUCAACAUGUCUGCAGCACUCACUGCUCGCAAGACCAAGGAGUUUCGCUUACCUCCACAGGAACAGAUGAGUAUGUUGCUAAGCUUCAGAGAGAAUGAACAGGAAGACAACUGUCCAUGUCCAGAGGAAAUCCAGCAGCUCCUACAAGACUUCCAUCACCUGCUCAACAGAGACUGUGGCACCGAAUUUGAUUUUGACUCAGAGGAAGAUGAUGAUUCAGAAAUGUCCUUGAAAGAUCAUCUUUUUAAUGUAGUGGCAAGAGUUACGAGAUUUAAGCGGACACCCACAGAAAUGGAGAAUCACAGACCACAUGGUCCCAAGUCCCUCAAAAGGUUGAUAUCAGAGACGAUGGUGUGCUGGGCUCAGGAGAAUGAGAUUGAAGACCCUGAACUGGUUCGAGCUAUUUUCUCAUUGCUGCAGCGUCAGUACCAAGGCCUCAAUGGACAAAUGGAAGAAUCUCUCUCAAAGGCAUAUACGAUCAGCCAGACUUCAGCAGAGGAUGCCAUGGCGCUCUUAUCCUCCCUAGGCCAAAUCCGCUCGCUCCUCAGUGUCCGCAUGGGCAAAGAGGAAGAGAAACUGAUGAUGAGAAAACUUGGAGAUAUCAUGAAUAAUAAACUUUUCUAUCAACAUCCUAACUUAAUGAGGGCAUUGGGGAUGCACGAGACUGUGAUGGAAGUGAUGGUCAACGUUCUGGAUGAGGGAGGGUCAAGGGACAUUGCCUUUCCCAAGAUGGUGGCAAGCUGCUGUCGUUUCCUGUGUUACUUUUGCCGCAUCAGUCGUCAAAAUCAGGGAGCAAUGUUUGACCACCUCAGUUACUUACUGGAGAACAGCAGUGUUGGGCUAGCGUCACCAUCCAUGCGUGGCUCCACUCCCCUUGAUGUGGCAGCAGCAUCCGUUAUGGAUAAUAACGAGUUGGCUCUAUCGCUGAGGGAACCCGAGUUGGAGAAGGUGGUUCAGUACCUUGCUUGCUGUUGUCUUCAGAGCUGUCCAAUUCUAGUGGCAAAAGGCUACACUGAUAUUGGCUGGAACCCUGUAAACGGAGAGCGUUAUCUGGACUUUCUACGUUUUGCCGUCUUCUGCAAUGGUGAAAGUGUGGAAAACAAUGCUUAUGUGGUGUUGCGGUUGUUGAUCCGUCGGCCUGAGUGUUUUGGCCCUGCACUUAGGGGUGAUGUGGGUAAUGGACUCCUGGAGGCAAUGAUGGAAGCAAUCAGCAUCUCUGAGGACGCUUCUUUGGAUGGACCUUUCCCCAAUCACCAGUCCCCAAGAGCACAAGACGCUGUGCAGGACAAUGAUGAUGACCUUAUUCACAUGGGGCACGCCAUCAUGACCUUCUACUCAGCUCUUAUUGACUUGCUCGGGCGUUGUGCUCCAGAGAUGCAUUUAAUUCAAGGAGGCAAAGGAGAAGCCAUCCGCAUCAGGGCCAUUCUGAAAUCACUCAUCCCUAUUCAGGAUCUUGAAGGAGUCAUCAGCAUCCCCUUUCAGCUGCCUUCACUGUCUAAAGAUGGCUUGCUGGUUGAGCCUGACCUGCCUACAGUAUUCUGCCCAGACCACAAAGCUGCUAUGGUUCUGUUCCUGGAUCGGGUUUAUGGGAUUGAGAACCAGAGUUUUCUUCUUCACCUUUUGGAAGUUGGCUUUCUACCUGACAUUCAAGCAGCUGUGUCUCUUGACACUGCCGACCUAGGAUCCACUGAUAUGGCCCUGGCCCUCAAUAGAUAUUUGUGUACAGCCGUUCUUCCCCUGCUCACCAAAUGUUCAUCCCUUUUCCACGACUUAGAGGAUCAUAUUUUGCUGGUCGAUUCUCUCAUCCAAGCCAUCUACCGGCUCUCGAGGGCUCUUAGCUUGACCAAGGCUCAGAGAGACAGGACUGAGGACUGCUUAUUGGCUUUGUGCAGUAAACUCCGUCCAUCUGUGAUGCAGCCUCUUCUCCGCCGGCUUGUCUUUGAUGUUCUUCGUCUCACAGACCACAGCAAAAUACCACUGAAGCUCUUAACCAAUCAUUACGAGCAGAGGUGGAAGUAUUACUCCCAAGCUGGCAGGCAGGGUGACCAGCUUUUGGCCUCUGAGGAGGAACUCCACCUGUCUAGGAAGCUGUUCUGGGGGUUGUUUAAGGCCUUGGCUAAGACGUCCUACAUGGCUCAGUUGUUGUGUGUGCAGUGCCUUGUUGCAGUAGCCAAAGCCUUGCCCCCCGACCAUGUGGAGCCAGGCGGCUUGUCUCAAAUGGAGAGAAUGUCCUCCAUGGAUACAGAUGGACACUUUGACCCCCAGCCCGUGGUUACCUCCAAUGUUUCUGUGCCAGAGGGACUGGAGUUUGUAGUGAACAAGUAUGCAGAGCACACUCAUGAGAAGUGGUCUCUUGACAAGUUUGCCAAUGGCUGGGUUCAUGGUGAGCAGCGAUGUGAGAACACUAAGGUUCAUCCUCUCCUCAAGCCAUACAGGGCUCUGUCUGAGAAGGACAAGGAUGCAUAUCGAUGGGCCAUCAAAGAGACGAUAAAAAGUAUGUUGGCCUUCGGUUGGACCAUAGAGAGGACCAAAGAUGGAGAUACGUCAGGCAUGCAUGCCUGCACAUCCAGGCUCUCUCAGACUGGACAGCUGUCUUUUGAGGGAGCAUCAACCUUUAGCCCGAAACCUUUGGACAUGAGCAGCAUCACCUUAUCUUGGGAACAGUGUGCUAUGGCUGAACAGUUGGCUGAAAACUACCACAAUGCCUGGGCAAAGACAAAAAAAUUAGAACUUGACAGUAAAGGGGGUGGCCAUUCAAUGCUCGUACCCUUUGAUACGCUGACGGCCAAAGAAAAGACCAAGUUCAGAGAAAAAGCCCAGGAAAUAUUAAAGUUCCUUCUGCUCAAUGGCUACACUGUAUGGAGAGAUCGAAAGAUAGUGGAAAUGGACUUCCCAGCUACGGCCAACUGCUUUGGAUUUGCUUUCCUGCAGCGAAUGCUGUCUCACACUGAGGAGGUGCAGGAGAACAUGCUGAAGCUUGAGGUGAUACAAGCCAGAAGACAGAUCUCAAAAGGAGAGAGAGCUCCAGACCAGCAACCAAUCAUUUUCUUUCAAAAGGUUGUCCUUCCACUUGUGGAACAGUUUAUGAAACUCCAUCGUCUGUAUUUCCUGUCCAUUUCUGUUGGCUCCAGUGAAAAUCGAAGCCAUGCCUCAAAAAAGGAAAAGGAGAUGGUUGCAUGCCUCUUUUGUAAGCUUGCAGCUCUUGUAAGAGACAGGAUUUCACUUUUUGGGAGUGAUACCUCAUCAGUUGCAAGUUGCCUCUGCGUCCUGACUCGGGCUCUCGAUGCCAGGACAUUAAUGAAAUCAGCAUCAGAGCCUGUUCAGACUGCUCUGCAUACAUUUUUUGAAGGCGCUGCAGCUGAUUUGGAGAAGACGGUGGAAAAGCUUUCUGAGACUGUGGUCUCUGUGCCUCAGAGCAGGAGCCAGCUGUCUCGAGGAGCGACCAUGGUUCUUAACUACACAACCUCCAUUCUCCUACCCACCCUCACUUCCCUCUUCCAUCAUCUUGCUAAUCAAAACUAUGGCAUGGAUGUCUUGGUUGGUGGUAUUCAGGUGUCCUGUUACAGGAUCUUGAACAUCCUCUACUCUCUUGGAACCAGUAGCAGCAUCUAUGUGGAGGGGCAGGGGUCUGCAGUGGGCGCAUGUCUAGCGGCCCUGACUGAAGCUUUCCCUGUAUGCUUCCUGGAACCAGAUCUAAAUGAAAACAAUCCAUAUUCCAUCUUCAAUACCAUGAGUGCUGCUGAGAUAGGAGUAGAUCAUGGACUGCCAGAUCAUGUUGGGAACAUGUGUCCCCUACUGCCUUCUUUGGGACAAGCAUUGGAGGAAGUGGAAGAAUUGGCAGGUGCUGGAGCCCAGCAAACUCAAUACAUCCAUGUUGCAGAGGUCACUUUGCCCAUGUUGUGCAGCUACAUUUCCCACUGGUGGAAGUGGGGCCCAGAAGGCCAGCAAGAUAGUCCGGCCUUUACCUCUGUCAUUGCUCAGCAUGCCAGUGACCUACUUGGCUACAUCCUCCGAAUCAUCCACAACCAUGUGGGUGCUGACCAGGGGCACUGGAUGAAACAGCUUGCAGUUUUUUCUCAGCCAAUCAUAUGCAAAGCCCCCCCUGAGCUUUUGAAGAGCCACUUCCUGCCGCUGAUGGAGAAGCUGAGGAAGAGAACAGAAUGUGUUCUUUUAGAGGAGGAGAAGAUAAAAGCUGAGGGCUGUUGUACUUCUGAAGCAGAGUUGCAGAUACAGGAGAAGUACACAGUGCUCGUCAGAGACCUCUAUGCCUUCUAUCCCCUUCUCAUCCAAUUUGUGGAUUGUAAUCGAGCCAGAUGGCUGAAAGAGCCAAUCCCUGAGGCUGAGCAGCUGUUCAGUAUGGUGGCAGAGGUCUUUAUUUUCUGGGCCAAAUCUCAUCAUUUCAAAUGGGAGGAACAGAAUUACGUUGUCCAAAAUGAAAUCAACAACUUGCAUUUCUUGAUCUCCAGCGAGGAAGUGUUAAAGUUCAACAGUGAGAAGAGGAGGAUGAAGAAGAAGGGAGAUCUUUAUUCUACACACACCUCUCUUAUUGUGGCCUCCAUGAAGAGGCUGGUCCCUGUAGGACUCAGGGCUUGUUUUCUGAGAGACCAAACCUUCAUCAUGCUCGCUAAAAAUAGCUUUUCUCAGAAAAACAACGAAGAUGACAUCAGGGAGCACAUUUUGAGUGGCCUUUUACAUUUUCAGACACAGGCGUCAAACCCCAUCGGGCAGGGGGUCUUUCAUGCAGAGCACCAGACACAGCAGGCAGCCGUCACUGACGUACAAAGAACUGUGGACAGGAUUCUGGAAAUAGCUCGAGUUCUUUAUUACCUGGAUCAGGUGGAACACCCACAGAGAAGUAAAAAGCCUGCAUGGCUCAAGGUCUUAUCCAAACAGAGGAAACGCGCCGUGGUCGCCAGCCUGAGGAUGACUCCCCUUUACAACUUACCAAGGCAUCGAGCUGUCAACCUCUUCCUCCAAGGGUACAAUAAAUCCUGGAUAUCAACUGAAGACCGCAGCUUUGAGGAGAUGCUUGUGGAGGAUUUAGCUAAGCAGGGAGUGAUGACACUUUGUGAAGGUGACAAAAGAGAAAUGAAGGAUGUGGAAGAUGGAGCCAAAUCAAUCGAUCCGCUCCUACAACUCAUUACGCUUUUCAGUCGAAGCGCCCUGACGGAAAGCAGGCGUGGAAAUGACACCCUCUUCGAGUCCUAUGCUGCUAUUAUGGCAAAGAGCUGCUGCAGAGAGGGUGAGGAUGACGAAGAGCAGGAGUCAAAAAGCUUUGAAGAGAAGGAGAUGGAGAAGCAGAAGCUGGUGUAUCAGCAGGCCAGGUUGCAUUGUCGUGGAGCCUCUGAAAUGGUCCUGCAAACCAUUAGCGCCUGCAAAGGUACCAUGGACUCCAUGAUAGCCCCUACUCUGAAAUUAGGUAUUGCUAUUCUCAAUGGAGGGAAUCCCACAGUCCAACAGAAAAUGCUGGAUUAUCUAAAGGAGAAGCGGGAUGUUGGCUUCUUUCAGAGCACGGCUCAACUCAUGCAGUCAUGUAGUGUUUUAGAUCUAAAUGCAUUUGAGAGGCAGAACAAAGCAGAGGGAUUAGGCAUGGCCACGGACGAGAGCUCAGGAGACAAAGUGAUGCCAGACAAAGACAUAAUUUGUGACCUUUUCCGUUUCCUGCAGCUGCUCUGUGAAGGACACAACACAGAAUUCCAGGACUAUUUAAGAACACAAACUGGGAACAACACCACCGUCAACAUCAUCAUAUCAAGUGUGGACUAUUUAUUAAGGGUACAGGAGUCGAUCAGUGACUUCUACUGGUACUAUUCGGGGAAAGAUGUAGUUGAUGCACAGGGUCAACACAACUUCUCCAAGGCCAUCGAAGUAGCUAAGCAGGUCUUCAAUACGCUCACUGAGUACAUACAGGGUCCAUGUACUGGGAAUCAGCAGAGUUUGGCACACAGUCGUCUUUGGGAUGCUGUUGUGGGCUUCCUCCAUGUCUUUGCUCACCUGCAGAUGAAACUCUCGCAGGACUCGAGGCAGACUGAACUUCUGAAAGAGCUCAUGGAUUUACAGAAGGACAUGGUUGUGUUUCUGCUUUCAAUGUUAGAAGGCAAUGUGAUCAAUGGAACGAUUGGGAAGCAGAUGGUGGAUAUGCUGGUGGAGUCAUCUGGAAAUGUGGAGAUGAUUCUCAAGUUUUUCAACAUGUUUCUCAAACUUAAAGCUCUUACCUCGUCAGAUGCCUUCAGAGAGUAUGACCCUGACUGCAGGGGCAGCAUCUGCAGAAAGGAUUUCCACAAAGCCAUGGAAAACAGCAAGUGUUUCUCCCAAUCCGAGAUAUACUUCUUGCUCUCCUGCAUGGAGACCAAGGAUAGUGAAAUUGUGGACUAUGAGGCCUUCGUAGAUCGUUUCUACGAACCAGCUAAAGACAUUGGUUUCAGCAUCACAGUGCUUCUCACCAAUUUGUCCGAACACAUGCCCAAAGAUCCUAGACUGACUACAUUCUUGGAGCUGGCAGAAUGUGUCUUGACUUACUUUCAGCCCUGUCUUGGACGCAUCGAGAUCCUUGGCAGUGGGAAGCGCUUUGAGCGCGUCUACUUCGAAAUCAGUGAAUAUAGUCGAACGCAGUGGGAGAAACCACAGGUCAAAGAGUCCAAAAGGCAGUUCAUUUUCGAUGUGGUUAAUAAGGGGGGAGAGAAGGAGAAAAUGGAGAUGUUUGUCAAUUUCUGUGAGGACACCGUCUUUGAGAUGCAGCUUGCAGCCCAGAUAUCUGGCUCAAACCCCGAUGAGAGGUGUACUGAAACAAAGGAGGAGGAAGACGGUAACAGCAAAGAUGUGACCCUGGAGAUGAAGGAGAUGUUUUUCAUAUGCCAGUGGUGGCUGUUGCUGUCAUCCCUACUGUCUGUGAAAAACCUGAGGACACUGAUGAAGAUGACUCUGAAAGACAUCCUCAUGGCAGUUGUUCUAUUCCUCAGAUUGGUUUGCAUGGUUCAGGUCCAGUGCAUUUGUGCUGUCAUUCGCAGCAUCUUAUAUGUGCUGUACCUAGCCUUUGUCAAUAGUGGGCUCAUAGACGGAGCUAAAAGGAUGAAGAUGUCGGAUUUGCUCGGUGGUAUCCUUGAACCAACUCUCGAUGAAGUCAUGGACGUGCCAGGUGGUGUGGAUCAACUCCGGAAGUACUCGGCCAGUUUCUUGUCCCCUUCAGAAUUGAGAGAGAUUGGGCAGAUAUCUGCUGCGACCUCCCCCAGACAGGUGGAUGCACUCUCAGACAUAUUUGGCUUCAAAUUGAAGAAGGAUGGGGACCAAUACCGUCUUGUAGGGAAAGACUUCACUGCCAGUCUGACUGACCUGUUCAGCACAACCUCCAGACCAAGUGUCACUGCUGAUAUUCCUGAGAGUGUGGAUACCGUGGACACAGAGGAAACAAAUGGAGAUAAGAAAAUACCUGAAUUGGAAAGCAUUGAAAGGAAGAAUUCUGAGACAAAAACCAUCAACCUGAAAGCGGAGGCAAACUGGGGAACCAAGCAGAGGACUACUAGGCCGAAGGAACCACAGAACCAACAUUCUGCCCUUUGGGAGAAGAUAAGCUCAAAUAACAAGAGUCUGAUGAACAACUUUGCGAGGAAUUUUUACAACAUGCGCUUGCUGGCUCUGUUUGUUGCCUUUGCGAUCAAUUUUAUUCUUCUCUUCUACAAGGUUGCAUCCAAGGAUGAGGAGGUAGUGACCACAUCAGCUUAUAGGGAAGAACUGGACUUGGCUAAGGAAAACAGCGGAGGCAGAGUUUGUUUUGUGCUGGAAGAGAGCAGCGGAUACAUGAAGCCCGCUCUUCGAUUACUUGCGAUUGCCCACACCGUCAUCUCCUUCUGUUGCAUUAUCGGUUACUACCGCCUAAAGGUACCAUUACUAAUCUUUAAACGGGAGAAGGAGGUGGCAAGAAGGUUGGAGUUUGAUGGGCUGUAUGUGACAGAGCAGCCUCCUGAAGAAGACAUCAAAGGGCAAUGGGAUCGACUGGUCAUUAAUACACUAUCAUUUCCAAGCAAUUACUGGGAUAAAUUUGUCAAGAGGAAGGUGAUGGAUAAGUAUGGUGACUUUUAUGGCUGUGAGAAGAUCAGUGAACUCUUAGGUCUGGACCAAGCUGCUUUAAAUUUCAGCUCAGAGAGAAAAGACAAGAAAAAGCUCAAGAAAGACGCUGGCUGGAGCGCUCUCUUGAACUCCCUUGAUGUGAAGUACCAGGUGUGGAAACUAGGAGUUGUGUUCACUGACAAUUCCUUCUUGUACCUGACCUGGUACAUGACCAUGUCAGUUCUGGGUCAUUAUAACAACUUUUUCUUUGCUGCGCAUCUUUUGGACAUUGCUAUGGGUUUUAAGACGCUUCGCACAAUCCUUUCCUCCGUUACGCACAAUGGGAAACAGCUGGCCCUGACUGUAGGUCUGUUGGCAGUUGUGGUUUAUCUCUACACCGUUGUAGCCUUCAAUUUCUUCAGGAAGUUUUACAACAAGACUGAUGACAACGAAACCCAAGAUAUGAAGUGUAAUGACAUGCUUACUUGUUACAUGUUCCACAUGUAUGUGGGAGUUCGUGCUGGCGGAGGAAUUGGUGAUGAGAUUGAAGAUCCAGCUGGAGAUGAGUUUGAGGUGGAAAGAAUGGUCUUUGACAUUACAUUUUUUUUCUUCGUCAUUGUCAUCCUCCUAGCCAUCAUCCAGGGCUUGAUAAUUGAUGCUUUUGGAGAGCUCCGAGACCAGCAGGAACAGGUGAAAGAGGAUAUGGAGACCAAAUGUUUUAUAUGUGGAAUUGGAAGUGAAUACUUUGAUACUGUCCCACAUGGCUUUGAGACUCACACCCUGCAGGAGCACAACCUGGCCAACUAUCUAUUUUUUCUCAUGUACCUUAUUAACAAGGAUGAAACUGAACACACAGGGCAGGAGUCCUAUGUGUGGAAAAUGUACCAGGAGCGUUGCUGGGAAUUCUUUCCUGUGGGAGACUGUUUCCGUAAGCAAUGUGAGGAUCAACUGGGAUGAAAGGAAAUCUUAAGAGGUCAAAAGCCUCCCUGGAUUGUAUUAUUACACAGAAGCUGCCUUGAUUGUUUUCUUUGGAUUCACUAAAUUACCUUUAAUUUGUGUGUUUACAGUAGUCUAAUUUUAUCGUUGGAGUGAUUUUCCACUUUUUUCAUUUGUCAUUGAUUACGUUUCUUGGAAACAUAACAAUGACCAGCACUUCUUUAUGUUCUGAUUCAAAUGUGUUUUUGAUGCUUUGACAAUCGUGGGAAGAAUGUUACUCAUUUCACAGCUUUAAAUCUCUGAAACUAUCCAGAGUAUUGUGACAAUGCUGUGCCAUUCAUCAUUAUCUCUGUUGCUUCCCAUCCCUUCCUUCUGUGUGACAUCCUAAUAAACAAUCUCCUUUGGGCCUUUA